Messenger RNA from Ylistrum balloti, 1464 nucleotides. Its product is annotated as gamma-aminobutyric acid receptor subunit beta-like. The record is from RefSeq and is a predicted model, not a curated record. The transcript has 9 exons. Gene Ontology annotation, cellular component: neuron projection; GABA-A receptor complex; synapse. Gene Ontology annotation, molecular function: neurotransmitter receptor activity; GABA-A receptor activity; extracellular ligand-gated monoatomic ion channel activity. NCBI's taxonomy places the organism in Eukaryota, Metazoa, Mollusca, Bivalvia, Pectinida, Pectinidae. The coding region runs from base 1 to 1464 and encodes 487 amino acids. Gene Ontology annotation, biological process: nervous system process; monoatomic ion transmembrane transport; chemical synaptic transmission.
AUGGUGGUGCGUCAGGUGGAUUUGCAGGAUGUCAUGGAAAUGUUUUGGAGGGUGACAGCAAUUCUACUCCUGUUGUUCGCCGAUACGAACUGGGCGUCUGAUACUGUCCCUCUGUCUAACACAUCGGCUACAAUAGAAGACAUGCUGGAAGGUUAUGACAUCAGACUUCGUCCAAACUUUGGAGGCGAACGACUGGACAUUGGAAUAGAGUUGAUCAUCGCUAGCUUUGACACAAUAUCGGAAGUGGACAUGGACUACACGAUUACCAUCUACCUGAACCAGUACUGGGCCGAUGAUAGACUUGCAUUUGCCCGUUACAAACAUGGCACGCCAAUGACUUUGACCGGAGACUUCGCUGAGAAAAUUUGGGUCCCUGAUACCUUCUUCGCGAACGACAAGAAUUCUUUUUUACACGAAGUGACAGAGAAAAAUAAAAUGAUACGGCUGUAUGGAAAUGGAUCUGUUGUUUACGGUAUGAGAUUCACCACAACUCUGGCCUGCAUGAUGGACCUCCACAACUAUCCUCUAGAUGUUCAAAACUGCACCGUGGAAAUAGAGAGCUAUGGCUACGACUUCCACGACCUUUACCCUCAUUGGCGGAAUGGAAAAGACUCUGUCCAAGGAGUCGAUAAGGUACAGCUGCCUCAGUUUGAUAUCGUGGAGUACCGGACAAUAGAGAAAAUAGAAAGUCUGUCUACAGGAGACUAUCCAAGGCUGUCUUUGAGUUUCAAGCUUCAUCGAAAUGUCGGCUACUUUAUAUUCCAAACGUACCUGCCAUCAAUCCUAAUUGUGAUGCUGUCCUGGGUAUCAUUCUGGAUUAACCACGAGGCCACAUCUGCCAGAGUGGCACUAGGUAUCACCACUGUCCUGACGAUGACGACGAUCAGUAAUGGGGUGCGGUCCUCCCUACCUAGGAUCUCCUAUGUCAAGGCCAUAGAUAUCUACCUGGUCAUGUGUUUUGUGUUCGUAUUUGCCGCUUUGUUAGAGUAUGCUGCCGUGAACUACACAUUCUGGGGAGCUAGAGCAAAGAAAAAGACGAAGAAGUUCAAGGAUGGCCUGAUCACAAUACAGCAUCCUGUGGAAGACGAACCUGAUGUGGUCGAUGACAAACCGAUAGAAUCAGAGGAGGUACAAAUGUCACCUAUAGUGGCCAUUCGGAACUCACAAGGGACUAAAAUUACUAUAGAGGAGGAUCACCUGGAAACUGCACCAAAUAUCCCGGACCUCCCGCGGACUUGUAUGUCACGUGGCUAUUUACACGAUGACUUAGUGAGGAGAAAACAUAACACAACAGUAAAUAAAAAGAAAAAGUAUUACACAAGUGUUAAACACAAAGCCAAAAAGUGCAAAGUGAGGUUCCCGAGGGUGAAGGACGUUAAUAACAUUGACCGCUACUCAAGGCUACUCUUUCCUCUUCUCUUCCUCCUCUUCAAUAUGUGUUACUGGGGCUUCUAUCUCUUCUAG